This is a messenger RNA of Zophobas morio, 1348 nucleotides long. RefSeq names its product zinc finger Y-chromosomal protein 2-like. The transcript is spliced from 2 exons. NCBI's taxonomy places the organism in Eukaryota, Metazoa, Arthropoda, Insecta, Coleoptera, Tenebrionidae. The record is from RefSeq and is a predicted model, not a curated record. Gene Ontology annotation, molecular function: DNA-binding transcription factor activity, RNA polymerase II-specific; RNA polymerase II transcription regulatory region sequence-specific DNA binding. The coding region runs from base 132 to 1289 and encodes 385 amino acids. Gene Ontology annotation, biological process: regulation of transcription by RNA polymerase II.
UAGUUCCUAUUUUUUUUUAAUAUAUGAAAUAUUAUUAGCAAAUGUGAAAGUUUCCACUAAAUUUACACAUAAAAUGAAGCACACGUGGCUGCAAUUGCACAAAAUUUAACCGCUUAUGCAUUUAAGGAUAAAUGAGAAGUCAAAUUUUGAGGCGAUUCAUGAUGACCCACUUUGACUGUAAAAAUCGCAUCGAAGUCUACCAUUGCAAAGAUUGCAAUUUCCACACCGAAUUAACCCUCUUUUAUAAACUCCAUCGUCACAACCACACCAACAUCAAACAAGAACACCAGGUUGAACCCUCCAUCCAGAAAUACAUCUGUAACAAGUGCUCCUUUGACACCCAUUUUUUAAUAAAGUGGCUUCAGCAUGCGUCCACUUGUAGCAAAAUAACCACUAAAAAUUCAAGAAAAAACGUUUUUACGUGGUACAAUUGUGACCAGUGCGACUAUAAGUCUAAAUACAGGUGGAAUUUAAACCUCCACAAAAGCUCGAAACAUAUCACCGAAGACGACAUCCGUUGGCAGCAAUGCACAAAGUGUCCAUACAAAGCUAAACACAGAUCUUAUUUGCAGCGUCACGUGAAACGCCACCACUUGGACGAAAAAGACAUCCGGUGGUAUAAAUGUGAGCAGUGCCCCUACAAGUCGAAACAGACCUCAUGUUUGAAGAAGCACGUAAUCGCGCAACAUUUGGACGAGAAAGACAUCAAGUGGUACAAGUGUGACAAGUGUCCUUUUAAAACUAAGAGAAACUAUUAUUUGAAAAAUCACAUAAACAGGCUGCAUUUGCAAGAUGAGGAUGUCAAAUGGCACGAAUGUGGGGUGUGCUCUUUCAAGACUAAACAGGACUAUAAUUUGAAAAGGCACAUGAAUAAUGUGCAUUUGGAUGAGGAGGAGAUUAAGUGGUACGAGUGCAAGGAGUGUCCGUACAAGACUAAGCAGAAUUUUCUUUUGAAAUGUCACACGGUGAGGCGGCACUUGGAUAAGAAGGAUAUUAAAUGGUACGAAUGCAAAAAGUGCCCUUUUAAAACGGUUUAUAGUCAUAAUUUGAAGCAGCACGUGAUUGUGAGGCAUCUGGAUGACCAGGAGAUUAAGUGGUACAAGUGUAAGGAGUGCUCUUAUAAAGCUAAGCAAAAGUCGCGCCUGAAGUACCACGUGAAUUCGUGCCAUUUGGACGAGAAGGAGGUUAAAUGGCACGAGUGCCAAAAGUGCCCGUAUAGGAGUAAAAAGAGGUUUGAUUUGAAGAGGCAUGUGAAAGCAAGACAUUACGGGGAUGAAAUCAGCGUUUGAUUGUACUUUAACAACCAAUGGAGAUAUUUUUGUUUAAUAAAUGCGUAUUUUUGUUGCUA